Messenger RNA from Elaeis guineensis (African oil palm), 1976 nucleotides. RefSeq names its product DEAD-box ATP-dependent RNA helicase 38. The record is from RefSeq and is a predicted model, not a curated record. Gene Ontology annotation, molecular function: nucleic acid binding; RNA helicase activity; ATP binding. Lineage: Eukaryota; Viridiplantae; Streptophyta; Magnoliopsida; Arecales; Arecaceae.
AUACCGCCACUAUCGAGGGCGGUUCGCGUUAAGGCUACGCACCGAGCUUGCUGUGUAUCAUCUAAAGCCAUCAACGGUCGAGUCCAAGGCUCCAAAGCCGGCCGACACUCUUCGCUUCUUACCAUCUCCAUCUCGCUCUAUUCUACUUGGCGAUCUCUACCGGCUCUUUUUCCUUCUCUCUCAUGGCGGAGAACGCCACGACCAUCCCGGCUGCGGAGACGGCGUUGCCGGUGGUGGAGAAAAAGGUGGAGGAAAAGAGAUCCUGGGCCGACGAAGAGCCCGAGGAGGAGGCGACCGCUCCCCCUCCGCCGCCCAGCAGCAGCAACAGCAGCGGAGCGGAGGCUGAGACGGCUGAGCUCAAGAAGAUCGAGAAGCUCAGCAUUUCGGGGGGACUCGAGGAUCCGAAUGAAUCAGAUAUAAAGGUGACGACGGGGGAGACAGUUUAUGAAUCGGCUGUUAAAUUUGAGGACCUACCCCUGUCACGGGAGCUUCUCAAGGGUUUGAAACUCGAGAUGAAUUUUAGCAGGCCCAGCAAGAUUCAGGCAGUAACCCUGCCGAUGAUCCUAACGCCCCCCUUCAAAGAUCUGGUGGCUCAAGCACACAAUGGCUCUGGAAAGACUACGUGUUUUGUGCUUGGCAUGCUCAGUAGAGUCGAUCCGAGUAAAAAGAUACCACAAGCAAUCUGCAUAUGCCCUACCAGAGAGCUAGCAAUCCAGAAUCAGAAUGUUCUUUUGAAGAUGGGAAAGUAUACUGGCAUAACUUCAAUGUGUGCUAUACCAUCAGAUUCGUCGAAUUAUAUCCCGAUCUCAAGACGUCCACCGGUAACUGAUCAGGUAGUGAUCGGCACUCCUGGUACAAUUAAAAAGUGGAUCUCAGCAAAGAAGUUGGCCACACGGGAUAUGAAGAUCCUUGUUUUUGAUGAGGCUGACCACAUGCUAGCUGAGGAUGGCUUUAAAGAUGAUUCUGAGAGAAUCAUGAAGGACAUCCGAAGAAGCAGUGGCGACUGCCAGGUUCUACUCUUUUCUGCUACCUUUAAUGAAACUGUCAAGGCAUUUGUAUCAAGAGUUGUUAAGGAUGCAAAUCAGAUCUUUGUGAAGAAAGAAGAGCUCACAUUGGCAAAAGUGAAGCAAUACAAGGUUCAAUGUCCCGAUGAACAAGCAAAAAUGGAAGUGAUAAGGGAUAAAAUUUUUGAAUUUGGACAAAAGGUGGGGCAGACUGUUAUAUUUGUCCGGACGAGGAAUAGUGCCACCAUGUUACAUACAUCAUUACUUAAGGAAGGUUAUGAGUGCACAUCAAUUCAAGGUGCACUCAAGCAGGAAGAUAGGGACAAAAUUAUACAGGAAUUUAAAGUUGGACUAACCCGUGUCCUUAUAACUACCGACCUUCUUGCUCGAGGUUUUGAUCAAGAACAGGUUAAUCUGGUUAUCAACUUUGAUCUUCCUGUAAAAUAUGAUACAUGGGAACCUGAUUGUGAAGUUUACCUGCAUAGGAUUGGUAGAGCUGGACGUUUUGGGCGCAAGGGUGCUGUAUUCAACUUGUUAUGUACGGACAGGGAUAGAUUACUGUUGGAGAAAAUUGAGCGUCACUUCAACCACUACAUUCCUGAGGUUCCUAACUGGAGGAGUGAAGAGGACUUCGAGUCUGCACUUAAGGAUGCAGGUUUGCUAUGAGUUUCCUGCAUGCUAUAGCCAGGAAGUGGGAUGAUGUGUCCUACAUUACAGUUUUAAGGGACCGUGCCAGAGUUUUUGUAAAGCACUACUAGUAGAGGAUUUAAAACUAUAGGUUGAAUUUGAUUUGUAUUUUUCUCCAUCUUUUCUUUGCAUCGAGGGUGGGGGUUUCUGUUGAUAGCCCUGGGGAGUGAGAAAUCUGUCUGGACAAUACAAACACGAAAACUAGCUUGUGUUAAAACUGAAAAAUGAUGAACAUUGUUGGUGGUUUAAGGAAAAUAUAAUAAAUUUUGGAAAAUUUUGAAAGCU